GGAUCCGCCUCGCCGGCUGCGGCCGGCCGGGCUGGGAGACCCGCGCCGGGGAGAAGGUGAGGGGAUCUGGCGGGCAGCUCCGCACAGCCCGGAAAAUGAGCGCUUGGAAACCUGCCUGCGAGCGGACCCAUGAUCGAAGGACCAAAGGAGCCGCGUGAUCGCCGGACCUGGCCCCGCGACCCCAGACAUGGGCCAGACCUCGGUCUCCACGCUGUCCCCGCAGCCCAGCAGCGUUGAUGGACUCGACAAAGCUUCCAUAGCAAACUCAGAUGGCCCAACAGCAGGCUCCCAAACACCUCCCUUCAAGAGAAAGGGGAAACUCUCCACCAUCGGUAAAAUCUUUAAGCCUUGGAAAUGGAGGAAAAAGAAGACCAGUGACAAAUUCAGAGAAACCUCAGCAGUAUUAGAAAGGAAGAUAUCCACAAGACAAAGUAGAGAGGAGCUGAUAAGAAGGGGCGUUCUUAAGGAGUUGCCUGAUCAAGAUGGAGAUGUAACAGUUAACUUUGAAAAUUCAAACGGGCACAUGAUACCCAUCGGAGAGGAAUCUACCCGAGAGGAAAAUGUAGUAAAAUCUGAAGAAGGUAAUGGCUGUGUAGCUGAAAAAACACCACCUCUGGAGGAAAAGGCAGAAGAUAAGAAAGAGAACACUGAAAACCACCCUGAAACACCGGCUCCUGCUCCACCUCCUCCAGCUCUUCCUAGGCCUAAACCCAAACCUAAACCCAAAAAAACACCGGGGCCUCCAAAAGGGGCUGCUGCUGGGGUAAGCCCCAAGGGUGACGAAGUGCCUCCUAUUAAAAAAAUUACCAAGGCUCCUGGUAAGCAGGCCCCCGUCCCUCCACCCAAGCCAGCAAGCCGAAACACGACCCGAGAGGCUGCUGGUUCCUCUCAUUCAAAAAAACCAACUGGGUCCAAAGCAUCAGCUUCACCAUCGACUUCCUCCACCUCAUCUCGUCCUAGAGCUUCAAAGGAGACACUUUCUAGCAAAACAGGGACAGUGGGAAUCACAAAGGGCAAGAAAAAAACCGGCAAGCAGCCAACCUCUCGACCGUCCUCAGAGGCAACCACUUCAGGCACGUCCGACCUUAGAGGAGACCCUUCUGAGACGAGGGUGGAGAGUCUCAAACCUGAGCAGACCGUCCCUGGGACCGAUGAGCGGACCACAGGCAAACCCGAGUCUGCGGUGCCUCCACCCCCUGUGGCUUCACCCCCUGCUCCCCCCGCCCCUCCACGUACUCUCGAGGAGCAGUGCACUGUUGCCCCAGACACGCCUGUGGUCCUGGUCAGCGAUGGAGCUGCCCUGCCCGCCCCUGCCUUAGACCCGAGUCAGCUUCUCUGGACCGAAGAGCCAACCAACAGAACCACUGUCCUCUCAGGCACUGGCUUAAGUGUUAGAGAAAAUGCAAAAUGCAGUUUUACAACCAAAGAUGAGCCGGGGAAGGCGGCACCUCAUCUGCUGACUCCUGGGCUGAUGGGAGAAUCUUCCGGAUCCUUCAGUGCCCCGGAGGAUGAAGGCCAAAGGGAAUACCAGGCCAAUGACUCUGACUCCGAUGGGCCUGUCUUGUACACUGAUGAUGACGAUGAUGAAGAGGAUGAGGACGAGGAUGGCAGUGGGGAAAGUGCUUUGGCAAGUAAAAUACGACGAAGGGAUACUCUUGCUAUCAAACUUGGCAACAGACCAUCUAAAAAGGAACUAGAAGACAAAAACAUCUUGCAGCGCACAUCUGAAGAGGAGAGGCAGGAAAUCCGGCAGCAGAUUGGAACCAAGCUCGUCAGGAGACUUAGCCAGAGGCCCACAACUGAAGAAUUAGAGCAAAGAAAUAUCCUAAAACAAAAGAAUGAAGAGGAAGAACAAGAAGCAAAAAUGGAACUUAAGCGCAGACUCAGCAGAAAGCUCAGCCUGAGACCUACAGUGGCCGAGCUCCAAGCUCGAAGGAUCCUGCGGUUUAAUGAGUAUGUGGAAGUCACCGAGUCUCCUGACUACGAUCGCCGGGCAGACAAGCCCUGGGCCAGGUUAACACCUGCAGACAAGGCAGCAAUAAGGAAGGAACUAAAUGAAUUUAAAAGCACAGAAAUGGAAGUUCAUGAAGAGAGUCGACAGUUUACAAGGUUUCACCGUCCAUAAAGAAGUGUGAGACUCUGGAAACAUAGACUGGUCAUCUUUGGGGGAAGCCUCUCUUCCUGAAAACCUGAUAUUGCACUGGGAUUUGAAUGUGUGUGUUUCCGUUUAAUUGGGGAAGGAAGUGUAUGGAAAGUGCUCCCCACCUAUACAGCCCAGAUAGGGCCAACAAGCAAAGAGACAGGUGCAGUGACUCUGCUGUCCAGCAUGUGUAUUGAUGGUAAGCAACACCAUGGUUAUACCAGUUAUUCUCCAUCAGGAGUUUUAAUCAAGGAAGAUGAGCAGAAGACAAUCGCUGGGUCCCUGUUACCAGAAAGCCAAAUUGUAGAGUGCGGGUUAAAGAGAAAUGGGGACUGGAAUUGCUGGGCACUGGAAAGGGGUAGGGGUUGAAAAUCAGAAAAGAAGAGAAAUAUUUCAUUAUGUUAAUGAAGAAAAGAAAAAAAAAAUCAAGGCAUAAAUAUUUUUGAAGUAGGCUUUUGGUAGCUGAGAACUUAUUAAGGGAUUUUGGAAUCUAAUCACCCAAUGUGGAUUCCUUAAAGACCGGAUCCUAGAAGAAUAUUCCUGUUUCACCGUUAUGUUGGUGCAGUAUAGUACCAUUAUUUUAUGUUGUGCCAGUGAAUCCAAUUGCCAGAAAUAAGUCUGAGUGUUUUCAUGCAUCUUUUUCUUAAAUGCAAGAGACGUUUAUUGACUCUUAACAAGCAUGCCUGCCCAAAUUUUGUUGCAUGUUUCAAGUAACAUAGCUAUAUACACACUUUUUAUUUUUUUAUACUCCUUAUCUAAUGUACCAGACUUCUACAAGGAUAACAGGACUGGGAAUAAAGUCAGAUGAAUGUGACCCUGUAAAUCUGUAGGAAGCUCUAGAAAUAAAUCUUUUGGUCUUUCCCUAGCUUGAUUAUCUUCAAAGUCAAAGCAACCAUGCUUGAUCUAAGGAAGAUAAUAUUGACAAUCACAACACCUUUUUCAAAAAAAAAAAAAAUCUGAAUCCAAAGUUAAAACUUAAAUGCAAGUGUUCUGCCAGCAGUUAUGUCUGAGUGGGCAUGGAAAGGACUACUCAUUUUCAAGGCUGCAUUAAGUUGGAUUGCUGCUAUUAAAAAAAUUAAGUACAUGGAUCAAAAAAAUACUCAUCCAUAGGCUUAAAAGAACACAGGGAAUUUCCGCUAAGUGGCGAGUGAGGAGGACCUCAUUUUAUAUUCAAAGAGUCUGCAGAUUACAUCCGUAAAUAUAGCAUUGACUUUCAGUGCAAAAGAAUCAGUGAGCUUAAAGUUUGAAAGGUUUCUCUGGGAGUCUACACUCAGUAUUGAGACACCCUCAAUUGCCAUCUUGCCGUUUUUCAUGGAGUCACAGACACAGCAUGGCUUCUGCUCCCAAACACAUAUGAUCAGAUGUAAAUACCCCUUGCAUUUAAUUGUUCUUUCAUGAUUGUUUUGUGCUCCUUGUAUUAAAAACACAUGAGACAUAUAAUAACAAGACAGGACACGGUAGACUUUAUUUUAUUCUCAGCGCUCAGGCUGAAAUUUUCUGAAAUGUUUCUGGUUCAUAAUAUGGAAGACUGUAAUUUGCAAUUUCAACCAAAAUAGCAAACAUUUAAUCUGGGGGAUAAGUUUGGAUCCUGUCGUUCAUUUGUAUUUUACAGAACCACUUGAAAUUGAAUGAUUUUGCUUACAAAUAAAAACUUUUAGCCCCAGUUGGCCUAUUACAAAAAGCUGGGACCAUUUUAUAACCAAGAAAAGAAGUUGCCCUUCUUCCUGCACUCAGCUGUGUGCACUAAAAAACCUAGAUUCUUCACUGUUGUCAUUUUAGUACUAGUACAAGAUGAACUUUUGCUUUUGAAGAAAAAAAAAAUUCUGCAUGCCCAAGUGUUUUUUCUUUCUGGCUGAAAGGUUUGCCCGUGUCACGGUGCUUCAAUCCAGCCAUGGGCAUUAAGUUAGUGCUGAUUCUUGCCCAAGUCCUCCCUUUCCUUAUAACAUUAUGAGAUGAUCACUUUUGUGUCUUGGGAAAAAGUCCAAGGAAUGUAAUGUUAUUUUAAUUUUCUAAUCUUUAAAUAUUACCUUAAUUUCUAGUCACAAGGCCUCUAUAAAAUGCUAAAUAUAAGACAUUUAUCACUGUUUUGGCACUCGAGAUACAGGUCAUGGCAAGUCUCUAUUUGGUUGAUGAAAGGAACAAUUUUUUCCCCAUUCGUGGUGCCUGUGAUGCAGUUUUUAAAUAAUCUACAAUGAGAUGCACCCAGUUCAAAAAUGACACUCUGGUCCUUCAGUAUACUGUCUCGCUAGUACGAUAGGUCAGAUUUAUGAACUACUCAUACUUUUUCUUCAUACCGAUUGACACAUUUAGAGAAAAGUUUACAAGUUAGAGAGAAAUGAAAAAGCCAAAAAUACUAGCACCGCUAGUCUAAUAUUUAAGAACCACCAAUUAUGUCAUGAGAAUGAUUCUUUAAAUAAAAAGCUGUGGAAACAAUCGAAGGGUUAUGAGCUAACCUGUAUUUUGCAGAAUAAGGUUCUAUAUUAAUAGCUAAUUUGAGGAGACGGAAACACUGCAUAUUCACCUGGCAGCCCAUCCAGAGGUCUCUUGUCUGGAAGACCCAAAAGAAUGCAAAGUUGUGGACCACCCUAUGCCCAAUGCCAGCACUUCUGCUGUCCAACCAAUAAGCUGCAAUUCUAUGAAGAAAAUAAAUAUGUGCACGAAUCGGGCUGUUGUAGCACAAACCAGGCUGUUCCCUACUUAACGUGAGACAUUAGGCUGACAUAGAGGAAAUGAGUUUUCCUGAGUCCCCAAGAUAUGAUUAGGGAAGCAAACAAACCCAUAUCCAGGAAGAUCCCAGGCAGGAAAGAACAAGACAGACUGUAAAACACAAAGGGACCAUCUCGGUCUUUUGAAAAAUCAAGCAAAAGAGCAUUAACAUUAAGGUUGUGAGAAGACGCCAUGGGCUUUAUCAGCUUCUCCAUGGUCUGACAAAAUUAGUCCUCUGGUGAUCAGAGUGAAUUUAAAGCAGCCCUGCCUGAUAAUUCCCUGUGUAUGUGAAAUGUCUUGCAUUUUUUAUGUUUGAUAUGAUUUACCUUUAUGUUAAUUCCUUAAAUUAUUUAAACUAAAUCUAUAAUAUUCAGAGGACCAUUUUGGGUAUCUGAAUAGCUGUUCUAAGUGGAAGAAAAAGCAAACUCAUCCAUCUUCUCUGAUUUACCCAGAAAAGCAGACUUUCUGGUUUCAUUUUCAUCUCCUUUAUUAGCAUAAUGAUUGUAGUCACUUAUCUUUCUCUAACGUUAGUAAAUAUAUUUCUGUUAGAAACUUCUGAAAUGUAAGUGGAAAUCUAUUUAAGACAGUAAAGGAAUUGAAUGCACCCUUGAAAGUCAUCAAAUAUUGAAAAUGAGAGAUAAUUUCUUAAAACCUGUAAUUUGGGUUUCACACCCUGCAGUUAAUUCAGUGCUGCAUUGGUACUUUGAAAACAUACAGUAGCUUACACUUAAAAGAGAAAACAGUCUGCAUUAACGCUGCGUAUCCUGAUACAUACCACGUUUUAACACGUAACAGGCGUUGUGUUUAUACUCAACAGUCAGACACAGCUUGCAAAAAUGAUACCGUAUUCGCAAUAGAAGACAACUUUGCCUACCACAUAGUUGUAGGUGCACAUUUAAAGAGUGAAAAUGCUCUAUUCCUCCUUUCUUGCUCAAAAAUUUCUUCAGUUUAUUAUUCUUUAAGUGGUCCCAGCAGCACAUUAAACAUAGUGAGAAGCCUUCCUCAAAAAUAGGUGAGAUGGAAGAAAUAUACGAUUAUGUCAUUUUCAUCAAUAUGGUAGCUGAAGCAUUUCUAAAUUCCAGCUAUAUUAUUACCCCUAACCUUACUAGUGAAAGUAUAUAAUUUGUGACAGGAAUUAAUUUCUUCACAUCAUUGGAGUAUGUUGUGAGCAGUAAGGAGCCACUAGGAUGCAGUUUAUUUGCAGAGUUGUCCCUUGGCCUCUUGAAAUGGGUUAUGUUCCACUAUUGAGUAUUUGCUGUCUUCUUAUUGGCAGGAUGUAUCACACUGUUUUGCUUGGCAAAGCAGAAUGAACUUCUGGAACUGAAAUAUGUCCUAGAGGGGAAUGCCAUGGCAAAAGUCAUCAUCAAAUUAAUAGGACCAUUUUUCUGAGAGAAAACUUAUCUUUAGGUAGUUCAAAUUCAGAUUUCCAAGAGCUUGGCAGUGACCAAAGGCUGGUGGGGACAAAGGUAGAAUACUCCCAAACCAUUCUCACUUUCACUUUCCUUUUACUUUCGGUAAUAAUUAAGCAUAAGCUUUAUAUGAAAAUGGGAACCACCAUCACAUUUCUAGAAACCAAUGGAAGCAUAUCUCAUAAGGUCAUUUCAAAUUAACAAAUCUCAUAUACAUUCUGCAAGAUUUCUGGCAUAAAAUAAAAUAAAAUAAAAUAAAAUAAAAUAAAAUAAAAUAAGAGAAUCCUGUGGCAGCUAUUCUCACCAAAAACCAACCCUACCGGCGAGGGUCAUUUUUAGCAAUGCUAGGAUUUACUGCACAAAAAAUGUCAUCCAGCUUGUCACGUUGCUCGUGCAAGGUGCCCCUAUGUGCAGAGCACUGUUGAUCAGUGUUUCUCAGUGAGGGUGCCUUUGACAUUUGGAGCUGGGCAAUUCUUUGUUUACAGAAAUAUUCCCCACGUUGCAAGACGUUUAGUAUCCUAAGCCCCUGCUAACUAAAUGCCAGUAGCAUGCCCAGUCACUGUAAAACCAAAAGUCAGAAGCCCUCCCCAGUGUUCAAAUGCCCUCCUAAGGCCGUACCACCUUCCGUGAAUACCCCUGUCUAGUGCGGUUUGAGGACACACAGGGAAACUACCUAUUUCAAAAUAUCGUCCUGACUGCCUUGCAUUACUUUGGGCCCUGAACAGUUUCCUUCCCUUUUAUUUUUCAAGGUUUCUGCUCCAGGGAAGCUUUAGUUUGCCAGUUCUUCAGGGAGGAGGUUGUCUGGCAGCCUUGGCAGUUCGAGCGGGCAUAGUCACUUGGCUGGUCCCUCUUCUGUUCAGGAGAAAUUUCAGAUGAAACAAAGUUUCUUCUCGGUUUUGGUCUCACAGUUUCACUUCAGAACUACACUGUUGAUCACAAUCUUUGUCAGUGUCAUGAGGAUUGAAUUCUACGGCUUAAUACACAACUAACAAUCCACAUAAACAAAGCCUGUGGUCCAUGAAAAUCACUGGUAGAUUUCACCUGGUAAGGUACAUCCCUUGAGUUACAAAGUAGUCACCUCUUUCCCCUCUUAAAAGAGCAUUUAAUCUACAUGCGAAUGCUUGAAUUCUCCCUGUAUAAACAUAGUCAUGCAGUUCAAUUUUACUAAAAUUCUGAAGUAUGAAGGAAGCGUGGAUUAACUGGAUGGCAUAUGUAUUGUUCCUACUUCGAUGAUGGUCAUACACAAAACAAGAUGAAUUUUACCUAGGUGAAACAUUAUUAAACUAUGCGAACGAUACAUAAACAUACUUAUUCUCUGUCACUUUUUAUCACCAAAACUGAGUAGUAAAUAUGUCCUGAAAUAAUAUGCAUGAAUGGUGGCUUAUAGAAUGGAAUAAUUUAGCCACUAAAAUUUUUUUAAAUAUUAAAAUUUCUAAAUAAUCUUUUUUGAGACAGAGCAACUCAGAGUCGAUAAAGGUGAUUAUAUUGUGAAGAUUUAGAUGGUGCUUAAGAAUUCUUAGCUUGUUAAAUACCAGUAUUUUUUUUUUCUUUUUAAGAAUAAAUUAAAGGGAGUAAAUGAGGCAGAAUGCCACUGCACCCUCAGGUCAAUUUCAUGAUAUAUUAAAAUGCCAAUAAUAUUUGUGCCACUUGCCAAUUUAGGGGACUUUUCCCUUACUGGAUGCUUUUAUUAUAGUUUAACUGUAUCAUUACAUUGCUUAGAGAGCCUUCACAAAGAGAUGUCACCAUUGCAGUGCUAACUAGCAUUUGAAAACAAUCCGAAUAAAUCUAGGGUCAAACCACUUUCAUUACUUAAAAUAUAGGCACUAAUUUUUAUUUUUAUUUUUUUUAAUAUUUCUUCUGUGGCUUAGAAAUGUGCCAGUGUUCCAAACAUUCUGUACCAGUUUCACCAGAUGUAGUACCUAGCAAAAACCUAACCUGUCAUUUUUUUCUGUGUUAAUAGUGACCUUCAAAUAAAGCACUAUAUGCAUUCUUUUGUUAUUUCAAGCUUUGGUUUAAGUGGUUAAGAGUGGUAAGCUGUGAUCAUUAUCAGACUGACUGAAUGAUUCCUGAUUUCCAGUGAGUGAUCUAAUUCUACAUAUGACACAGGUACAAUAUCUGUGAGUUGUAAAUAACUGGAACUAUACACUGAUUAACAUGACAGUUUCUCUUUUUGUUGUUGUUGUUCUUGAUCUGUACUGUAUUAUAGUAUGUGGGUAGAAAUACCUCCAAGUAUACACAGAUAUGUAUAUGUAUUCCACUAUUGCAACCUGAAAGACAGACUAUGUAUUAUCUUUUUUUAUUCCUUACUGGUGUUUGUGUUAUUUAAAAAGCAAAAUUAUGCUCUACUUAGUUGUAUAAUAUUAUAGGAUACUUUGCUGUGCACAAUUCCAAGUGCCUUAGAACAUUGUUUAGCUUUCUUAAGUAUAUAUAAAUGCAUAUAUGUAUAAAAUUGGGAAAAGUUACCUCAAUAAAAUCAUUGGGAAAUCCCCAACUUUA
Lynx canadensis (Canada lynx) is the source of this 8751-nucleotide messenger RNA. It is a transcript of the gene PHACTR2, whose product is annotated as phosphatase and actin regulator 2. Gene Ontology annotation, molecular function: actin binding. The record is from RefSeq and is a predicted model, not a curated record. Gene Ontology annotation, biological process: actin cytoskeleton organization. NCBI's taxonomy places the organism in Eukaryota, Metazoa, Chordata, Mammalia, Carnivora, Felidae. The transcript is spliced from 13 exons. Bases 188 to 2125 code for a protein of 645 amino acids.